Messenger RNA from Pseudozyma hubeiensis SY62, 999 nucleotides. RefSeq names its product sterigmatocystin biosynthesis fatty acid synthase subunit beta. The transcript has a single exon. Bases 1 to 999 code for a protein of 332 amino acids. Gene Ontology annotation, cellular component: peroxisome. NCBI's taxonomy places the organism in Eukaryota, Fungi, Basidiomycota, Ustilaginomycetes, Ustilaginales, Ustilaginaceae. The record is from RefSeq and is a predicted model, not a curated record.
AUGUCCAACAAGAGCGAAGUCGAUUUCAACAAGACCGUGGGUCACGAUGCCGGUACACAGCCGGUAGCGUGGAACCGCCGCGAUCUCUUGACCUACGCCGUGAGUAUCGGUGUUGGUCCCAAGGACCUCGACUACGCCUACGAGCGCGAGGCAGGAUUCCGCGCUUUCCCCACCUAUCCCGUAGUGUUGGGUCUCAAGGGUACAUCGCAGGACACCACCGUUUUCAGCGAGAUGGUUUCUUCCCGAUCCGCCGUGCCAGGCUUCCCCUCGCUCGACCUCAACACCAUCGUCCAUGGUGAGCAGAGCAUCGAGAUCCACGCACCCAUACCCGUCAUCUCUGGCGAAGGCUGGAAGCUCGAAAAGCGCAUCUGUGCUGUACACGACCGACCCAACGGCCUAAUCAUGGAGACCGAGGUGCGUCUCAUCAGCCCCGUCGGACGAAAUCACGCCACCAUGGUCGGUAGCAGCUUCUACCGCGGCGGCUCCCAGGGCACCAACUUCUCCAAAUCCCUCGUCCAAAAACCUCCCACGCCCAAAGCUCCCACCCGCGACCCCGACUUUGUGCUCUCCGAGAAAACCACCCUCCAACAGGCCAUGCUCUACCGCCUCUCCGGCGACUACAACCCCAUCCACAUCGACGGCGGUCUCGGCGAAAAAGUCGGUCUCGGCGGCACCAUCCUCCACGGCCUCUGCUCCUUCGGCUUCGCCGCCCGUGCCGUCCUCAAAGCCGUCGACAAGAACGACGGCGUUCCCGCCAACACCACCGGCUCCAAAAGUAGGUUCGAACUGCAAGCCUUCGCCGUGCGCUUCACCUCACCCGUCAAGCCGGGAGACGAACUCGAAACCAAAGUCUGGCUCCUCGGUCACGACAAAGACGGCCGAAAGGAGAUCGCCUUUGAACAGUUUGUCAAGAAUACCGGCAAGAAGAGUCUUGGUGCAGGCUACGCGAGGGUCGUAGAGGUGGCCAAUGACGAUGUCGCUCGCUUUGCAAAGCUCUAG